GAGCGCGCUGGCCACCCGCCGGCCCGAGAGAGCAGCACGCCCGCAGCCAGCCGCGCCGGAGCCACUGUGCCCUGCGGCUCCGCGCCCGGGGGAUCCCGGCGGCGCCAUGGACAGAAGCCGGGUGCUGGAGCAGCUGCUCCCGGAGCUCACUGGGCUGCUUAGCCUCCUGGACCACGAAUACCUCAGUGACAGCACCCUGGAGAAGAAGAUGGCCGUGGCCUCCAUCCUGCAGAGCCUGCAGCCCCUCCCAGCUAAGGAAGUCUCCUACCUGUACGUGAACACUGCCGACCUCCACUCGGGGCCCAGCUUCGUGGAGUCCCUCUUCGAAGAAUUUGACUGUGACCUGAGUGACCUUCGGGACAUGCCAGAGGAUGAUGGGGAGCCCAGCAAAGGAACUAGCCCUGAGCCAGCCAAGAGCCCAUCUCUGAGAAAUGCAGAGGACCUGCCUCCACCACUGCCCAACAAGCCUCCCCCUGAGGACUACUAUGAGGAGGCCCUUCCUCUGGGACCGGGCAAGUCCCCUGAGUACAUCAGCUCCCACAAUGGCUGCAGCCCAGCCCACUCGAUUGUGGACGGCUACUAUGAGGAUGCAGACAGCAGCUACCCUGCAGCCAGGAUGAACGGCGAGCUGAAGAACUCCUACAAUGACUCGGAUGCCAUGAGCAGCUCCUAUGAGUCCUACGAUGAGGAGGAGGAGGACGGGAAGGGACCGCAGCCCAGGCACCAGUGGCCCUCCGAGGAGGCCUCUAUGCACCUGGUGAGGGACUGCAGGAUAUGUGCCUUCCUGCUACGGAAAAAGCGCUUCGGGCAGUGGGCCAAGCAGCUGACCGUCAUCAAGGAGGACCAGCUCUUGUGUUAUAAAAGCUCCAAGGACCGGCAGCCACAUCUGAGGUUGGCGCUGGAUGCCUGCAGCGUCAUCUAUGUGCCCAAGGACAGCCGGCACAAGAGGCAUGAGCUGCGCUUCACCCAGGGGGCCACCGAGGUCUUGGUGCUGGCACUGCAGAGCCGGGAGCAGGCCGAGGAAUGGCUGAAGGUCAUCCGUGAGGUCAGCAAGCCAAUUGGGGGAGCUGAGAGUAUGGAGGUCCCCAGAUCCCCAGUGCUCCUGUGCAAGCUGGACCUGGACAAGAGGCUGUCCCAAGAAAAACAGACCUCAGACUCUGACAGCCUAGGCAUGGGUGACAACGCUUCCACCCUCAGCCGCCGGGAGACCUGCGAACAUGGCAAAGGGAAGAAGAGCAGCCUGGCAGAGCUGAAGGGCUCUGUGAGCAGAGCUGCAGGCCGCAAGAUCACCCGCAUCAUCAGCUUCUCCAAGAAAAAAGCGUCGGCCGAGGACCUGCAGACCUCCUCUGCAGAGGAGGAGGUCCCAUGCUGUGGUUAUCUGCACGUGCUGGUGAACCAGGGCUGGAAGGAACGGUGGUGCCGCCUCAAAUGCAACACAUUGUAUUUCCACAAGGACCGUGCGGACCUGCGCACCCACGUGAACGCAAUCGCCCUCCGCGGCUGUGAGGUGGCCCCGGGCUUUGGGCCCAGACACCCAUUUGCCUUCAGGAUCCUGCGUAACCGGCAGGAGGUGGCCAUCCUGGAGGCAAGCUGUUCAGAGGACAUGGGUCGCUGGCUUGGGCUGCUGCUGGUGGAGAUGGGCUCCAAAGUCACUCCAGAAGCACUGCACUAUGACUACGUGGACGUGGAGACCUUAACCAGCAUUGUCAGUGCUGGGCGCAACUCUUUCCUAUAUGCAAGAUCCUGCCAGGAUCAGUGGCCUGAGCCUCGAGUCUAUGAUGAUGUUCCUUAUGAAAAAAUGCAGGAUGAGGAGCCUGAGCGCCCCACUGGAGCCCAGGUGAAACGCCAUGCCUCCUCUUGCAGUGAGAAGUCCCAUCGAGUGGAUCCACAGGUCAAGGUCAAGCGCCAUGCCUCCAGUGCCAAUCAAUACAAGUAUGGCAAGAACCGAGCUGAGGAGGAUGCCCGGAGAUACCUGGUAGAAAAAGAGAAGCUGGAGAAAGAGAAAGAGACAAUCCGGACAGAGCUGAUGGCACUCCGGCAGGAGAAGAGGGAGCUGCGGGAAGCCAUUCGGAACAGCCCAGUGUCUUUGGACUCAGGAGCAAAGUUAAAGGCUCUGGAGGAAGCUGUGGCCACCCUGGAAGCUCAGUGUCGGGCAAAGGAGGAACGCAGGAUCGACCUAGAGCUGAGGCUGGUGGCUGUGAAGGAGCGCUUGCAGCAGUCCCUGGCAGGGGGUCCAGCCCUGGGGCUCUCCAUGAGCAGCAAGAACAAGAGUGGGGAAGUUGCAAAUAAACCCCAGAACCAUGUUCCAGAGCAAUCUCUUCCUGUCAACUGUGUUUCUGAGCUGAGGAAGAGGAGCCCAUCCAUUGUAACCUCCAACCAAGGAAGGGUGCUACAGAAAGCAAAGGAAUGGGAAAUGAAGAAGACCUAGAAAGAGGAUGAGGAUUUCAUUCCAAAAGAAAUACCAGCCUGUCCAUCUGAGGUGUAAAUGCUUUCUUCACAAAAAGAAACGAGGAGAAAACUGGAAGUAGCCCCCAUUUCCAAAAGACCAGCCCUUAUUGUCUGCAUGAUUUAGGGGCAUCUGGGGAGGGAAGUAGUAGAAGGCACACGGAAACAGAGGGGGCUCCCUUAUGACUUUACAAAGGGUGGAAAUGGUGGUAGAGGGAAGACAGAAGUCUGCACAGUUGUAAAGGUUUUUAUUUAGCUAUCUUAAUCUUCCCUGCUGAAGAAGAAAUGAAAGCACAUGUGAACGAGUCAUUCCAUCUCAUCUCAGCAUCCCAUUCCCAGUCCUUCAAGCAAACGAAGGCAGUGCUAAACAUCAGAGGUACAGUGUAAAGAGACGAGACUUGAUCAUCUGAUCACACCUGUACCAACUGUAUUCUUCUUGGGCAUUACUGACCACCUCUGGACAAGGAAAAUGAGCUGAAAAUCAAUUACAUUAUCUCUGCCUGCACAAAAAUGAACAAAAGCUAUCAAGAGCA
This is a messenger RNA of Sciurus carolinensis (gray squirrel), 2978 nucleotides long. RefSeq names its product actin filament associated protein 1 like 1 (gene Afap1l1). The record is from RefSeq and is a predicted model, not a curated record. Gene Ontology annotation, molecular function: SH3 domain binding. The transcript has 19 exons. Lineage: Eukaryota; Metazoa; Chordata; Mammalia; Rodentia; Sciuridae. Gene Ontology annotation, cellular component: cytosol. The coding region runs from base 107 to 2428 and encodes 773 amino acids.